CGUCGCCCGCCGCCGCUGGUGCGGAGCGUGGGGAGCACUGGGACACAGCCCUCGCCUGCCGCGGAGGGUCCUGCUCCGCACUGCUGGUCAGGCCGCCCGGUGCCCGGGCCUCUCCGUCCUUGGAGCUGAUCGUUGCCCUCCGGGCGCCCUCCCGCAGCAACAGCAACAGCCAGAGCAGAGGCCGCGGUGGCGGCUGUGCCCAUGCCGGGGCUGGUGUUUUCCAGGUGCCUGGAGAUAGAGAGAGGCCAGCACCUAUUAAUUCAAGAAACCCCCAGUGAGUCACACUGCUGAGUCCUAGUCAUAUCUGGAAGAAGAGUUCUAACUUGUUCUGACGUGGGAGAUGGCAGUGGACUUUGCUCUCUUUUCCUAAACCCUUCUGAACAUGAGGCUGUGAAACCCCACAGAACAAGUAGACCAAAGGGUUCCAUCUGAACCUGCUAAGGAAGCUGCUCAGGGUAGCAACAAGGUGUCCUAGUGUGGGUGGCUGGGACUCACCUCCGGCCAUCAAACAAGCACUUGAUGCCUGAGGGCUCUGGUCCCAACUGAGCCCUAAUUCCUGCUUUGUGAAUCAGGUGUUCACACUUAACCUCUUUCCCACCACCACCUUGCCUCACCUCAGCACUGGGAUCUUAGGUGGCCACCUGUCCCUAGCUACAACUGAGUCGAAGCUGCACCUGUGAGGAGGCCUGACAGACAGGAUGGGUGACAUGGCGAACAGUUCCAUUGAGUUCCACCCCAAGCCCCAGCAGCAGCGGGAAGUGCCCCAUGUGGGUGGCUUUGGGUGCACACUAGCAGAGCUACGCAGCCUCAUGGAGCUCCGAGGUGCCGAAGCACUGCAGAAGAUCCAGGAAGCCUAUGGAGAUGUCAGCGGGCUGUGCAGGAGGCUGAAGACCUCGCCUACUGAGGGCCUGGCAGACAACACCAAUGACUUGGAGAAACGCAGGCAGAUCUAUGGGCAGAACUUCAUCCCCCCCAAGCAGCCCAAGACCUUCCUGCAGCUUGUGUGGGAAGCCCUGCAGGACGUGACUCUCAUCAUCCUGGAGGUGGCUGCCAUCGUCUCCCUGGGCCUCUCCUUCUAUGCACCACCUGGAGAGGAAAGCGAAGCCUGUGGGAAUGUGUCUGGUGGGGCAGAGGACGAAGGAGAGGCUGAGGCUGGCUGGAUCGAGGGGGCUGCCAUCCUACUCUCUGUCAUCUGUGUGGUGCUGGUCACGGCCUUCAAUGACUGGAGCAAGGAAAAGCAGUUCCGAGGUCUUCAGAGCCGUAUUGAGCAGGAACAGAAGUUUACUGUCAUCCGAAAUGGGCAGCUCCUCCAGGUCCCUGUGGCAGCACUGGUGGUGGGGGACAUUGCCCAGGUCAAAUAUGGAGACCUUCUGCCUGCCGAUGGUGUGCUCAUCCAAGGCAAUGACCUCAAGAUCGACGAGAGCUCCCUGACUGGCGAGUCGGACCAUGUGCGCAAAUCAGCAGACAAAGAUCCUAUGCUACUCUCAGGCACUCAUGUCAUGGAAGGUUCUGGAAGAAUGGUGGUAACAGCUGUUGGUGUGAACUCCCAGACAGGCAUCAUCUUUACAUUGCUUGGAGCUGGUGGAGAGGAGGAGGAGAAGAAAGACAAGAAAGGCAAGCAGCAGGAUGGGGCGAUGGACAGUAGCCAAACCAGAGCUAAGAAGCAGGAUGGGGCUGUUGCCAUGGAAAUGCAGCCCCUGAAGAGUGCUGAGGGUGGGGAAAUGGAGGAGCGAGAAAAGAAGAAAACCAACGUACCCAAGAAGGAGAAGUCAGUUCUGCAAGGGAAGCUCACAAAACUGGCUGUGCAGAUUGGGAAAGCAGGGUUGGUGAUGUCUGCCAUCACUGUCAUCAUCCUGGUCCUCUACUUUGUGAUUGAGACCUUCGUCGUGGAUGGCAGGGUGUGGCUGGCAGAGUGCACACCUGUCUACGUGCAGUAUUUUGUGAAGUUCUUCAUUAUCGGAGUCACUGUGUUGGUUGUGGCUGUCCCUGAGGGCCUGCCUCUUGCUGUCACUAUCUCCUUGGCUUACUCUGUCAAGAAAAUGAUGAAGGAUAACAACCUGGUACGCCACCUGGAUGCCUGUGAAACCAUGGGCAAUGCCACGGCCAUCUGUUCUGACAAGACGGGCACACUCACCACCAACCGCAUGACCGUGGUCCAGUCUUACCUAGGAGACACUCACUACAAAGAGAUUCCAGCUCCCAGCGCCCUGACCCCCAAGAUCCUUGACCUUCUGGUCCAUGCCAUCUCCAUCAACAGUGCCUACACCACCAAAAUACUACCUCCAGAGAAGGAAGGCGCUCUCCCACGCCAAGUGGGCAACAAAACAGAGUGUGCUCUGUUGGGCUUUGUCCUGGACCUGAAGCGAGACUUCCAACCUGUACGGGAGCAGAUUCCAGAAGAUAAGCUUUACAAAGUGUACACCUUCAAUUCAGUCCGCAAGUCCAUGAGCACAGUUAUCCGCAUGCCUGAUGGUAGCUUCCGCCUCUUCAGCAAGGGAGCCUCAGAGAUCCUGCUCAAAAAGUGUACCAACAUCUUAAACAGCAAUGGUGAACUCCGAGGAUUCCGUCCUCGGGACCGGGAUGACAUGGUGAAGAAGAUCAUUGAGCCUAUGGCUUGUGAUGGCCUCCGCACCAUCUGCAUUGCCUACAGGGACUUCCCUGCGAACCAGGAGCCCGACUGGGACAACGAGAAUGACGUGGUGGGUGAUCUUACCUGCAUAGCUGUCGUGGGCAUCGAGGAUCCUGUACGACCUGAGGUCCCUGAAGCCAUUCGCAAAUGCCAGCGUGCUGGCAUCACAGUCCGUAUGGUGACUGGAGACAACAUCAACACUGCCCGGGCUAUUGCAGCUAAGUGUGGCAUCAUCCACCCAGGCGAAGACUUCCUGUGCCUGGAAGGAAAGGAAUUCAACAGAAGGAUUCGAAACGAGAAAGGCGAGAUAGAACAGGAGCGGCUGGACAAGGUGUGGCCCAAGCUGCGGGUGCUCGCCCGAUCAUCUCCCACUGACAAACACACUCUGGUCAAAGGCAUUAUCGACAGCACAACCGGUGAGCAGCGGCAGGUGGUGGCCGUGACUGGGGAUGGCACCAAUGAUGGGCCAGCUCUCAAAAAGGCAGAUGUGGGCUUCGCCAUGGGCAUUGCAGGCACUGAUGUGGCCAAGGAGGCCUCUGACAUCAUCCUGACCGAUGACAACUUCACCAGCAUUGUCAAAGCGGUCAUGUGGGGUCGCAAUGUCUACGACAGCAUCUCGAAGUUUCUGCAGUUUCAGUUGACAGUCAACGUGGUGGCUGUGAUCGUGGCCUUCACAGGUGCCUGCAUCACUCAGGACUCUCCUCUCAAAGCUGUGCAGAUGUUGUGGGUGAACUUGAUCAUGGACACAUUUGCCUCACUUGCCCUGGCAACGGAGCCCCCAACUGAGUCACUGCUGCUGCGGAAGCCAUAUGGCCGGGACAAACCCCUCAUCUCACGUACCAUGAUGAAGAACAUCCUUGGCCAUGCAGUCUACCAGCUCACCAUUAUCUUUACCUUGCUUUUUGUUGGAGAGCUCUUCUUUGACAUUGAUAGUGGAAGGAAUGCACCCCUGCACUCGCCACCCUCAGAGCACUAUACCAUCAUUUUUAACACCUUCGUCAUGAUGCAGCUUUUUAAUGAGAUCAAUGCUCGCAAGAUUCAUGGUGAGAGGAAUGUCUUCGAUGGCAUCUUCAGCAACCCCAUCUUCUGCACCAUUGUCCUGGGCACCUUUGGAAUUCAGAUUGUCAUCGUCCAGUUUGGUGGGAAGCCCUUCAGCUGUUCCCCACUGUCCACAGAACAGUGGCUCUGGUGCCUAUUUGUUGGUGUUGGGGAGCUGGUCUGGGGACAGGUCAUUGCCACCAUCCCCACCAGCCAGCUCAAGUGCCUGAAGGAAGCAGGACAUGGGCCUGGGAAGGACGAGAUGACUGAUGAGGAGCUGGCUGAGGGAGAGGAGGAAAUCGACCAUGCUGAGCGAGAGCUCCGCAGAGGCCAGAUCCUCUGGUUCCGGGGCCUCAACCGGAUCCAGACACAGAUCCGGGUGGUGAAAGCAUUCCGUAGCUCACUUUAUGAAGGCCUUGAGAAACCGGAAUCCAAGAGCUGCAUCCAUAACUUCAUGGCAACGCCCGAGUUUCUGAUCAAUGACUACACCCACAACAUCCCGCUCAUCGAUGACACAGAUGUGGAUGAAAAUGAAGAGCGACUGAGGGCCCCGCCUCCCUCACCCCCUAACCAGAACAACAACGCCAUAGACAGCGGCAUCUACCUGACCACGCAUGUCACCAAGUCAGCUACCUCUUCAGCAUUCUCUUCCAGGCCUGGGAGCCCACUCCACAGCAUGGAGACAUCCCUCUAACCAGAACUUCUGUCAUCAUACAUAUAUACAUACAUGCACACAUACACACACACAGAGUCUCUCUCUCUCUCUCUCUCUCUCUCUCUCUCUCUCUCUCUCUCUCUCUCACACACACACACACACACACACACACACACAGUCACACAUGCACACAUAUGUGCAUGUACACACAGAAAGGGGAACCUUGCACCUGCCAAAGAGGGAAAACCUGCUAAAGAGGCUAAAGACUUUUCUUAUGUGGUAUUUGCAAGAAGCCAAUUGCGUUCAAUAAGGGCACAGCCCCACUAGGCUUCUCAUUAGGCUCCCAGGAGGUGGAGGAAGGAGGAAGAAGGAAAAGGGAGGAGAGGAAGUUCUUCACCCAAUGUGAAGAAAAAAAAAAGAGAGCAUGAGACAAGAUGCACUUUCCAUCUUUUUUUUUUUUCUACUGAUGCUUCUUUUUUAAAAAACACUAGUUCCACCAUGUGUUCACCAUUUGGGCUGUGCAGCAUGGCAGGGGCUAGCUGAGCCUAUUUGGAGCUUUACCAUAACACACACACACACACACACACACACACACACACACACACACACACACACACACACACACAUAGAAGGCAGUCAUUGUGCAGACCGGCCACCGGAGGGAGCCACCUGCAAAGGUACCUUCUACUGCAAAGCACACUAGACCCAUCUGCAAACCGCAUGUGUGUGCGUGUGUCUAUAUGUAUGUGUGUCUAUAUGCAUAUACAUAUAUAUAUAUGGCAAAUGCAUAUUUAAAGAAUAAGGAACUAUUUAUCGGCAUGAUAUUUCCAUUCCUCUCACCAGGCGUUUUCCUUUUGAAGUUUCAUUUUUGAAUGUAGCAAGGUUCUUUUCAGGGAACAAGACUGCAAGAACAUCCUUUCAGUGCUGUACUUCCCUCCCCAAGCACCUGGCCUGAGGAUGUCCAUGCUUGACCCUGCUGAUUCCAGAGGAGGCAGUCUGGAGUGUGUUGUGCAAGAACCUUUGCACUUUGAGACCUCUGACUACAGAGGAAAAAGACUUUUCAAUGGCAUUUUAUUUAAAAGGAAAAUACCAAAGUAUUGAUGACAAUACCCCCCCCCCCCAGUAUGAAGCAAAGCAAGUUUUAGUUUUGGCUUCCUCCCAUUUCGUUUCCAACACCUUCAUUUUGGCUAAUGGCUUUCUUUGUCCAAGUUUGAAAGCAUGAAGAACCUUAUGAACAGCUGUGAUAGAGCAGAGACAGACGCCAGGCCUAACUGCUACAAAGGCCACCUGAGGAAGAGGGGUCAUCAAAAUCAAGAUGCCAACUGCAAGGACAGUCCAGGUUCAUCUCUGUCAUUCCUCUAAACUUUCACUUUGUGCUUUGGCAAAUGACAGUGAGUACUCACUGGACCACCUCCAUGUCUGCCAAGGCAUGGGCGUGCCACCCACCAAAGCUUGCUUCCAACCCAGGUCUUCUUGCCCACAGGGGAAAUACAACCCAGAAGGCAACACUAUAGAAACAGAGCCUGAUGGAAAAAUGACCUUCAUUACUGUUGUCAUUGCUGUUCUCUUGCUGGUGGCUCUUCUAGGCCUGUGGGGGGCUAAGCACUGGGUCUACAGGACUUGGGCCCACCAAGGCAGGUGAGGCUAGGAAAGCAAGGUCUGGGAUCCAGGAACCUAUCCCAUCAGUGUGGGCAUCCACUGGACCAAGCCUGCUUUCCUAGAAAAAGUGAUAACCUGAGGAAAGAAGGCAGAGGAGAGAGGUCUAAUGUCUGCUGCCCUGCAGGGAAGCCCAAGCUGAUGAGUCUCUUUCUAGUGGAAAACUGACCCUCCCCUGUGCUUCUAGAUCCUGAAUCUGGACACCCACAAUGACACCAGUGAAAUGGGCAGCAUCCUGCCCUUGAGGUUCCUUCACCUUCUGAACUUAUGAGUGUCACACUUUGCAGAAAGAUGUCUAGAAUCUCACUCCACUCCCACACAUGCUUGUCACUUGGCCCCGAGGUUUUCUGGCAGGAGACAGAUGUGAGCUAAGAGAUGGAGGGUAAGGACAAGCACCCUCAGGAGCUGCAUUUGCCCCACUCCCAUCCCACACCACCACACAGAAAGCUUGUCUCAGCUCCCAGGCAUCCACACAAAGUCUAAUGGAAAUGUGCUUUGUCCUCACUGGUCACACCAAUGCCAUGUCACCCCUGAACAGGAUAGUCACAUCUCGGGCAAAAGAAUUUCAGUUACAAGAGAAACUCCACUUUAAAACGCCAGCUACAGAUCACUUAAAGCCAUCCCUUUUUUUCUAAAGGGCAUAUUGAGAAUGUUUCCCAUUUGUAAAUUGUUCCCUGAUGUCCUUGUUUAAACCACCACAACAAAAGGGCAACUUGGCUGGCUGAGGGUCUUUGUGUUCUUCAACAAGAAAUCAAAAUGUGGAGUAUUGCAGUUGAAGCGGGUCAGCUGUGUCCAGCUAUGCUCAUGGGCUUCUUGUCAUCCUCUGUUGUAGACACACAGAUAGAGCAAAUGACCACUAUAUAGUAAAAAGCCAACCCUCAAUGCUGCUGUGUAAAGUUGCCUGGUGUCAGUGUCGACUGUGUGAUACCCAGGCUGCCUUUGUGCUGAGCUGUGGGGUUCAGAAAAGGCCCUGGAAACCGAUAUCAUCUGUUCUGGUUCUUGUACAGUCUUCAGACCGAGAGACCUAUCUCACCGGAAGCUUCUCUUUAUAAAGCAUUUUACUGUAUGGAAUGGCUUGGUCAACUGUGUUCAGUUCAUAAAUAUGUUUUACAUUUUUAUCUGCUUGUUAUAAAAAUGAACAAAAUAUCUUAAUAAGAAACAUCACAGAUGCAUAAGAAAUUAAA
Molecule: messenger RNA, 7162 nt
Organism: Peromyscus californicus insignis
Lineage: Eukaryota; Metazoa; Chordata; Mammalia; Rodentia; Cricetidae
Gene: Atp2b3
Product: ATPase plasma membrane Ca2+ transporting 3
Exons: 23
Coding region: 699-4361 (1220 amino acids)
Biological process (GO): calcium ion transmembrane transport; regulation of cytosolic calcium ion concentration
Cellular component (GO): intracellular membrane-bounded organelle; membrane
Molecular function (GO): PDZ domain binding; ATP binding; P-type calcium transporter activity
Source: RefSeq, a predicted model, not a curated record